Gigantopelta aegis is the source of this 1894-nucleotide messenger RNA. Its product is annotated as 72 kDa type IV collagenase-like. The transcript is spliced from 13 exons. Lineage: Eukaryota; Metazoa; Mollusca; Gastropoda; Neomphalida; Peltospiridae. Gene Ontology annotation, cellular component: extracellular matrix. The record is from RefSeq and is a predicted model, not a curated record. The coding region runs from base 37 to 1689 and encodes 550 amino acids. Gene Ontology annotation, biological process: extracellular matrix organization; proteolysis; collagen catabolic process. Gene Ontology annotation, molecular function: zinc ion binding; metalloendopeptidase activity.
AGUAUAACGCUUGUGUUAAACGUCUGCUUGUGGCUUAUGGUUUUACCAAAUUGCUGUUUUGUGGUAAUAAGUGCACCGACGUACAAUAGUAGGCAACUGGAUGUUGAUACAUAUUUAGCUACUUUUGGAUACAUAAAAAUUGGGACAAAUAGAAGCGAUGAAAAUGUUGAAAAACUGGCUGGAAUUAGAAAAGCCGCAUUGAGGCGUUUUCAGAAAUUUAACAGUUUAUCGGUGACCGGCAUGGUGGAUCAUAGUACCUAUAUGAUGAUGACAACACCGAGAUGUGGGGUGGUCGACUACCCUUCAGACAACGACAACGACGUAGAAACAGAUAACAAUAAGACAAAGCCAUUGGCGUUCGUUUUAUCCGGUUCAAAAUGGAAAAAAAGAGUAAUAACUUGGGGCAUUUCAUCAUAUACGCAACAGGUACCACCCGAAGAACAAAAGCAAGUAUUGUUUUUAUACAUUUCUAGAUUUUGGCUGCUCCCAAACCGGCGGCCAUCUUUAAAGAUGGCCACCAUACGGGCACUAAGCUACACUUCCAAAAAAAGCAGUUUUAAAGCUGCUCUCGCCAACUGGCAGAAAGAGUCUCGGUUGCAAUUCCUGUAUACGGAUCGUGUUGCGGACAUUGACAUAAAGUUUGCCAGGGGCGAUCAUAAUGAUGGAAGUCCGUUUGAUGGCAAGAGUAAAAAUUCCAAAGGUACUAUUCUGGCACAUGCCUUUCCCCCUGGGUCGGGUCGUCUGUCUGGUGAUGUUCAUUUUGAUGACGACGAGCUGUGGACUGUUCAUAUUAACAAGGCCAAUGGUAAUCGGAAAUAUUUGGAACUGGUCGCUGCGCAUGAAUUUGGUCAUUCCCUUGGUCUUCAACAUUCCAAGGUUAAAGGCGCACUAAUGAACGCUUACUACAGUAGCUUGAAAAAGAACUAUAUUUCAUAUGAUGACAUUUACGGGAUCCAAUCUCUUUACGGUGCCCCCAACGGCUGGCAUGCCACCAUAGGAGCCUGGGCACCCACGACAACUCCUGCCUAUAUAACAUGUGACAUUCUCUUUCAAGCCAUAGUGAGAGGGCCGGACAUGCGAAAGUGGGGCAUUUUGAAUAACCGGGCUUUCCUGAUUGAUGAUAAUAUCAGUGGUGAACGCCGGUCAGCGAGUCUGCAGGACGUGUUUCCAGGAGCACCAGUUGGUCUGGAUUUUGCCUUCACUAUGCCCAGCGGAAGAGUGACAUACAUGUUCAUGGGUUUUAACGUGUGGCGGUUUAACGGGUACCAUUUAGCAAACGAGUAUCCUCAUUCUUUCCACGAGGUGUCCAUGCCAGAAGAACCACGUGGAAUAGUGGGAACGCAAGAAUACGCUAAAGAAGAAAUAUUCAUUUUUGGUGAUACCAUGUUUUGGAGGUUCAGUGAAAAUCGUGACUCCCCACAUGUAACAUCACACACUAUUACAACGUUUUGGUCACAUUCUCCGGCUGAUUAUGCAUUGGUGACAACGUGGAUCGAUGGUGACAUAUACCUUAUUAACAAAGAGAGUCAUGUCAGACUCAAGAACCACCGAGCCGUGGCUGGUUAUCCUAAACGAGGUGUUCCUGACUGGAUCUUUCAAUCCUGUCCAAACAGUGUUGCAAGCCACCAUAUGCUUAUAUUAUUAACACUUACAAUAUCAGUGAUGCUUAACAACACACUUCCAUCAUGAUGACCAUAGACACAGGAACUACCUCAACCUCAAGCCGGUGUCAUUGACAGUAUUGGAUAAUAACAGAAUGCUCGACUAAUUGAUGAUGACAAUGCACGUCAUUAAAGGGACAUUCCUGAGUUUGUUGCAUUGUACGAUGUUUCCGACUAAUAAAAUAUUUCUACGAUUAAAUUUACAUAUUAAAUAUAUUUUCUUGUUUAGAAUA